AUGGGACAAUUGCCAUCUGCUUGUGUACGACCAUCUAAAACAUUCCUACACACCGGAAUAGAUUACGCUGGGCCAGUAACACUCAAGACUUUUCAAGGUCGAGGUGCCAAAACCUAUAAAGGAUGGAUCACUGUUUUUGUAUGUCUCGCUACGUCCGCUAUACACAUUGAAAUUGUCACCGAUUACUUUACUGAUGCUUUUGACGCCACAUUUCGAAGAUUUAUUAGUCGAAGCGGCACCUGCAGUACCCUAUACUCGGACUGUGAUGACACAGACUGGAAGUUCAACCCACCAAGCACUCCCCACUUUGGUGGCAAGUGGAAAGCAGUUGUAAAGUCAAUCAAGUUUCAUCUUAUACGAAUUAUUGGUGAAUCGCUAUCGACUUACGACCAACUCGCUACAGUCUUAGCACAGAUUGAGGCUGUGUUGAAUUCAAGAUCGGUUAAACCACUAUCAGAAGAUCCUGCAGAUUUAACUCUAACUCCUGGAAAUUUCCUCAUCGGUGAACUGCUAAUCGCUGUACCUGGACCCUUACUACUAGAUAACAAUUCAGCUACAUUGUCACGCUGGCAACAAUCGCAACAAAAGUUCCAGAGAUUUUGGAGUAGAUGGUCAUCGGAAUAUCUACAAAGGUAUCAAUCAAUAUCUAAGCAGCAUAAUCCCCAAAAUGACAUCAAAGUGGGUUCAUUAGUCUUGUUGACUGAUGAAAAAUUCCUGUUGUAA
Microplitis demolitor is the source of this 723-nucleotide messenger RNA. RefSeq lists its product as uncharacterized. The transcript has 2 exons. The record is from RefSeq and is a predicted model, not a curated record. The coding region runs from base 1 to 723 and encodes 240 amino acids. Gene Ontology annotation, molecular function: nucleic acid binding. NCBI's taxonomy places the organism in Eukaryota, Metazoa, Arthropoda, Insecta, Hymenoptera, Braconidae.